AUGUCUGCGAAUCGGGAUGAAGCAGUUCGCCUUUUCGUCGCCGGCGCUGCGGGACAAGGGUCCGGAAAGAGCACGCUAUGCUUGGGUAUCCUCGGUGCGCUCUUGGAAAUGGGCUACAGCCCAGACGAACUUGCUUACAUUAAGCCCUGCACGCAGGGCAUUCAGCAGACGCUCGUAGCGAAGUUUUGCAAGGCGAAGGGAAUACGCGCACGACACGUCGGGCCCGUGGUAUUUUUCGCUGGUUUCACGCAGAAAUUCGCAACAGAGACUCUUCCAACAGAGGUGUACGGUAGAAAUGUCGAGGAAUACAGGAGCACUCUCCAAUCGAGAAUAGAGGAAGCUGUCGAUGACUUGUUGAAUCCAAGCGCCGACAUCGCCGAUUUUACCAACGACGAUAUAACCGCGGUGAAAAAUAAACCGAUCAAAGUCCUGCUAAUCGACGGCGUCGGCUACCCAGGCGUCGGCAGCUUAUGCGGCGUGUCAAACGCGACUACCGCGUUUCUUUGCAAAUCGCCGGUCUUGAUAGUCGGGAAACCCGGAAUGGGAGAUUCGAUAGAUUCCUACGAGCAAGCGAGAUCCUUUUUUGAGGCCUGUCCCAACGGCCGCGUGCCGGUUCUUGGGAUGAUCGUCAACCGGGUCCGCGAGGGGGAGAUGAAGAAGACGAGUGCUGUGAAGGACUACUUUUCUAGGGUCGUUCCGAAAUAUUUUUGGGAUACCUAUCCACUAGAUCUACCGAAACUGUAUGGCAUCCUGCCGGAGAAUGAAGUCUUCUCCCGCAUAGAUCUCGAUUCCUAUGCCCCUCCGGGCGAACACGCAACCUGCAAUAUCACGUUGCGGCCACCCAAGCCGUCGCAGCUAACAGUUGACUUGCCAACAAGGGAAGAAGAAGAAAUUUGUGCCGCAUUAGUAGCCAACUUCACAAAAAAUGUCGACAGAGAGACCCUGAAAGCAUUACUGGAAAAUUGCGGACGACUGCAAAAAACGAUGGUGCUGGGAUGAGCUUGCACAUCAUGUAUGAACAAAACGAAAAGCGACAGAGUAUAAUGCGACAAAAGAUCAUCUACAUCUGACAUCGACGAGUUGACGCCUCGUUUUCUCGAAAGCUUUCGCGUGUCAGGCUGGCCACCACAUGAUGCAAGUUCGCUUGUUUGUUCGACAGUCGAUAGCCCCGCC
Messenger RNA from Amoebophrya sp. A120, 1173 nucleotides. The record is from the annotation of a GenBank genome assembly. NCBI's taxonomy places the organism in Eukaryota, Dinophyceae, Syndiniales, Amoebophryaceae.